This is a messenger RNA of Pelodiscus sinensis (Chinese soft-shelled turtle), 2566 nucleotides long. RefSeq names its product zinc-binding protein A33-like. Gene Ontology annotation, molecular function: protein binding. NCBI's taxonomy places the organism in Eukaryota, Metazoa, Chordata, Testudines, Trionychidae. The record is from RefSeq and is a predicted model, not a curated record.
GGGCUGUGCAAGAGUUCAGGAAUGGCUUGCCGGAAUCAGGGGGAGAGUCUGAGAGAAGAGCUGACAUGUGCCAUCUGCUGUGAGCUUUUCAAUGACCCUGUCAUGCUGGAAUGCAUGCACCAUUUCUGCAGGGCAUGCAUCCAACGUUACUGGGACAAGUGCUCCCGGGUCCCUUCCUGCCCUCAGUGCAGAAGGGAGUUCCCCAACCGCACCUUUCGGUCCCACUACCUGGUGUCGGGGGUAGUGGAGAAGUUGCGGAGAUACAGCUCAGAGGACCACAAGAGAAAAAUGCAGAAACAUCUUGAAAAUGCGCUGCGAGCUCACCAGAGAGAGAUGGAGAACUUUGUGCGACAGAAGCACACCGCGGAAGAGAAUAUUUGCAGUCUGACGAAAACCUCUGGGGAGCUGAACUCUAAGAUUCAUGCAGAAUUUGAGCGACUUCAUCAAAUCCUGGAGGAAAAGGAGAGAGUUGUGUUGAUGGAGCUUGCCAAAGAGGAGGAGCUGUUGUUGGUGAGGCUGCGUGGGGACAUUAUGCAGCUAGAGGAAGGGAUCUCAGACCUGAGAAAGAACAUUGAGCACAUACAGGAAAUCCUGAACAAGACGGGAGACUCAUUACUGCUGGAGGUGGAGAGCUGGACUAUCAGGCCCCCAGUGCAUGCAGUGGCACAGCCUGCCCUGGACAUACAGUGCCACAGAGAGCGGUACAGCGGUCCCCUGCAGUACAUCUUCUGGAGACAAAUGCUACAGUCAAUCCACCCUGCUCCUGCCCCACUGACCUUUGACCCAGAAUCAGCUCACCCCAACCUCGUCCUCUCCAAAAACCUGACUGCAGUGACGGAGAGUGACAGACGCCAACCUGUCUGCAGCAGUCCCAAGCGUUUUCAGCAGUGUGUGAAUGUUCUCGGCUCCCAGGCCUUUGACAGUGGGAGCCACUACUGGGAGGUCUGGGUGGGCAGCAAGACCAAGUGGGACCUGGGGGUGGCAGCAGAGUCCGUGGACCGGGCAGCCAAGGUCAAGCUGUGUCCUGAGAAUGGCUACUGGGCGCUUCGUCUGAGGAACAGCACAGAGUACUGGGCCGCUGCCACCCCGUGGGUGCGCCUCGCCCCAAGGAGCUGCCUCCGGAAGGUGGGGGUUUUUCUGGACUGUGAAGAAGGGAAAGUGGCGUUCUACAAUGCCGAGAACAUGACCCACCUCUUCACCUUCCACCAGGCUGCUGCACGCCGGUUCUGCCCCUUCUUCAGCACUUGCUUCAGUGAUGGCAAGCUGAAUGUGGAACCCAUGAGAAUCUGCCACCUGACUCUGUAAAGACAAUGUAGGAGGGAGAAUGGGGUGGCCAGUUACCCAGGGCGCCAUACAGACGAGAGAGAACACACCAGGCCCUAGGAGCUGGUGGUACUUUCUGGUUUGGCUUUAGCUGCUGCUGUUCGGACUCCCCCUGGAAUAGGAAUCACCUACUAGAACAGCUCAGCUGGCUUCCCCCUGUGCUAGUGCCUGACCAUUUACUGGUUGAGUGAAUGUAGCAAAGGCAUGUGGACUCUGGUCAGUCUAACCUGUAAAUCCCAAGCCUCUAAGGUAGAGUUAGGGAGAAUUUCUCCAUUUGUGGCUUUAGGAAGAGAUGGAGGGGCUGAAUCUAAGUUCCCCAGUAUUUUGUCUUCUGUUCCCUGCCUUGCCAUAGGACAAGGCGGUCCUGGACUCAUCUGAGCAGCUGAGCUAAAUCCAUAGGGUAUUGUGCUCUGAGACUUCGCCAGCCUUCCUCCCACCAAAGAGAAGGUGCAUCUGAUUGCUUUAUUGGCCUCCGAGCACCCUCCUUAGCCUGUGACACUGAGGUGAACACAGCCUCCUCUCAGCAGCUGCUUUGCUACAGACUGAGACGCUUCAACGGAAACUAAGCAACCUAAGUGAACAAGCAGGAACUGCACAAUGGAAGCAAUGAUUUGGAUUCUAGCCAUUGUUAGUUGUAAUCACUCAGAGAAAGGCCACAAGACUCUUAAGGUCUACUCAAUAAACAGCUGGCUUCAAAGGGCUCCUGCCUUUCCAGGACUAGCAGGUAAAGUCUAGGGUAAGUUCUAGAGAUCUCAGUCAGUGCAUAGGGGCCUCUUGAAUUAGGUGCAGUGUAGUGGAGAUUGCAGCUUCAUGUUACAAUGGAUAGCAUGACUGAGUGGAACAAGGUGCAGGGGGGAGAUCUUCAGUGGCUUAUUGUGGUUUGGCUGCUCUUUAUUUGAUCUGCGAAGUGGACUCUGCUUAUCCUGAUGCCAGGUUUUUGCGGUGUUACAAGCAUUGAGGAGCCAGUGGAAAGGAAGAAUUGCUGUAGCCUUACUGACCUUUGCUCCCCCCUACACGCACAAGCCGCGUGGCCUUUAACAGCCUAUCACUUCUGCCUCUGGAGACCAAGUGGGGUCCUCGCUUCUCCAUUUUCUGCCUGUGAGCAGAGGAACUGUCGCACCCAGUUGCUCGCAGUGUUACAGGGAGAGUGUUAGGGAUGCUCUAGAGAGGAGGGUGGAGAGUCUGGAAGCUCCUGAAUGCAAAAUUGUUGAGGGGAAGGAAGGCAAUUCCAAGAAGGCUUCCU